AUGAACGUUAAAUGUAACACGGCGACCCAUCAGCCAUCACAACAUCCACACGUCAAAUUCCCUGUAGUUGCAUCACGGGCGCGCGCAACAUCGGCACCCCUCACUGCAAAGAACUGGACGGACGGUUGUCACCAUCCCCCAUUAGCUCAUGAACACAUCACAAUGAUGUGUGUCUAUUGUGCGCACACAUUCAUUACACACGCCUGUCUCCCGCUCCUCUCUUUGUGUGUAUUGGAUCCGUGGCGCAUAUCAAAAAACACACGAGUGACCCAAUCGGAAAUAGAACCUCCAAACACCACGAGAUCACAGACACCAUCAGGUGAGCAACCGCAGGCCAAAUGA
Molecule: messenger RNA, 342 nt
Organism: Trypanosoma theileri
Lineage: Eukaryota; Euglenozoa; Kinetoplastea; Trypanosomatida; Trypanosomatidae
Exons: 1
Coding region: 1-342 (113 amino acids)
Source: RefSeq, a predicted model, not a curated record